This is a messenger RNA of Hippocampus zosterae (dwarf seahorse), 4161 nucleotides long. RefSeq names its product ring finger protein 207a (gene rnf207a). Gene Ontology annotation, cellular component: perinuclear region of cytoplasm. The record is from RefSeq and is a predicted model, not a curated record. NCBI's taxonomy places the organism in Eukaryota, Metazoa, Chordata, Actinopteri, Syngnathiformes, Syngnathidae. The coding region runs from base 393 to 2198 and encodes 601 amino acids. Gene Ontology annotation, molecular function: Hsp70 protein binding; transmembrane transporter binding; zinc ion binding. Gene Ontology annotation, biological process: regulation of heart looping; regulation of cardiac muscle contraction. The transcript has 18 exons.
CAUUAGAAAUGGUGUUGACCGAUUGGAGAUUUCACCGCGUCUUGCUCUUGAGAUAUCAUUUCGACGCCUUCAGCAGCACCCCGGGAUCACUUGGGGUGAGUCCUAGUUAUCACUUGGACAACUGCGUGUCCCUGUUGCACUUUGGUGGGAGGGGAGGUGAGCGAGGGGUGGUGGUGGUGGCACGAGGUGUGUGCCGUCAGCUGCCUGGCAGAGGCGACCCGAGGGCCUACUAUUGAAGCAUUGUUGUCAUUCCUGCUGGGGGGCAGGCCGAUAGCGCCGCUGAAAGGUAAGACAACGCUUACUGGACACUCCGACUUCUGUCGAGUCAGAGCUAGUUUCUUUUGUACCGUUUGUGGAUUUUCUCAAGCUGCAAGUGCCGGUCAGAUGUCAAGAUGGCCGGAGGAAUCCUCAGCAAUUUGGACAACCUGUGCAACGUGGACUGCGCCAACGUGCACCCCCUGGUGUGCCACCUGUGCCACGAGCAGUAUCAGUCGCCGUGUCUGCUGGAUUGCUACCACAUCUUCUGCGCCCGCUGCUUGCUGGGCCGAACCAACGACAGCCGACUCAGCUGCCCCCUCUGCGGAUACCCGUCCAUCAUAAAGGGGAACAAUGGCCUCCCCCCAGAGGACCGUCUGCUUAAGUUCCUGGUGGACAACAACGCAGACACCGAGGAGAUUGUGCAGUGCGCUAACUGUGACCAGGAGAGCAACAAAAAGGACACAGGCGUGAUGUUCUAUUGCAACACUUGUAACCAGCCUCUCUGCUGCGCCUGCAGGGACCUCACACACAAGGCCAGAAUGUUCGCCCACCACGACAUCGUCUCACUAUCUAAGCGCAGCAAAGCCAAGCACAGGAAGUGUGUUUUGCACGAGGAGCCCUACAUCCUCUUCUCCACCGAGAACAAGUCCAUGCUUUGCAUCAAGUGCUUCAGGGAUAUGCAAGUGGAGAGUCGCACUCACUGCAUUGACAUUGAGACGGCCUACAUGCAGGGAUGCGAAAUGUUGGACCAGGCCGUGCUGGUGGUGAAGGAGCUCCAAACGUCCACCCGAGAGGCUAUCUUCCUGCUGAGGUCCAUGAUAGGAGAAGUCUGUCUGAACGUGGAGGAGGAGGAGAGCGCCAUCUGCUCUCUCUUCAACAGUUUGCAGGAAAAAUUGGCUGAGAGGAAGAAGAUUUUGCUGAAGACUGCACAGAGCCAACAUGAGGAGAAGGAGAAAGCGCUCAAGGAGCAGCUGUCACACCUCACCUCACUGCUGCCAACACUUCAGGUUCAUCUGGUCACCUGCUCAGCCUUCCUCAGCUCAGCCAACAUGUUUGAGUUUCUGGACAUGGGUUACCAACUGAUGGAGCGACUGAAGCGGAUCGUCAAGCUCCCCCAUCGCCUCAGACCGGUGCAAAGCAGCAAAAUCAACACAGAGUACCGCAGUGAGUUUGCCCGCUGUCUGGAGCCCCUGCUUCUGAUUGGCCAGCGCUGCGCCCCGUCGGUCGCCGGGUCUUCCAGCGUCGCCACAAGGCUGCAGUCACCCCUCUCCAUGUCUUGCCGCUCGCAGUCCCUCAGUGAGAUGCCGCUGGGCUCCGUGUUUGGUCGGAGGCCCACGUCUCACCGCAACAUCUGCACCAAGGUCCUGCUGGCCGAGGGGCGCGAGACCCCCUUCACCAAGCACUGUAACAACUACGAGAACUCCUACAGGACCCUUCAGACCGAGAUCCAGAGCCUGAAAGACCAGGUCCAGGAGUUGCACCGAGACCUGACCAAGCACCACUCCAUCAUCAACACGGACCAAAUGGGCGAGAUCUUGGACCGCUCGCUGCACAUCGACAGCCAGAUCGCCUCCCAGCACGCCACGGUGGAGACCAUGAGGACCAUGUUUGAAGAGAUCUGGGAGGAGACCUUCCAGAGGGUCACCAAUGAGCAGGAGAUCUAUGAAGCCCAGCUUCACGACCUGAUGCAGCUGAAGCAGGAGAACUCCUACCUGACCACCAUCGCCAGGCAGAUCAGCCCCUACAUCUUGUCCAUCGCCAAGGUCAAAGAGAGACUAGAACCCAGGCUCCAGGAGACCAAAGAGCGCCGUGAUGACCGCACCGAAACCAUGCUGAAGAUUUACGAAGAUAACACAACAAUGGAAGCGGAGAGUCAAGACGGCGACAAGCAGACGCGCCUCCUCGAACAAGACAAGAGCAACCGCCCGCUCGUGCUCUAGUGGCUUCACCCCGUACCAAACCUGGAGCUUCGCCACAUAGCGGACGUGACAUUCUCCGAGCAGGAGGGAAGGGGGGGGGGGGGGGGGGCUGGGCUGUCAGUAGGUGAGAAACCGUACUAAGUGGCCGAGGUCACGUCGCCAUCACGGGGGCCACACGUCAUUGUCGCUGUGAACGAGUUGGCGCUCCACAGGGUCACCACGUGGACCCUCACGAUCCCCCGUGAGAAAUCACACGGAUAGAAAUUAAAGCUGCCCGCAACUCCGCCUUGGGGGAGGUCGUUGACAUACAAGAUCUGGAAUUAACCUGAAAACAAAAAAAAUUAAACCUGCUGAGUGUUUUCACGCAUGGCUUUUUGUGACUCUUUUUGUGGGUCUACCAAGGAUAGACGUGCCUACUAAAUUUGUAUUUGGUAAGUGUAACAAGCUGUGGGGUAUGUUUGUAUUUGAAUAGCCCUAAAAUGGCUGCUUCAAGCAAAAAAAAUGGCAACAAAAAAAUGUUUACACAGGCUUUUUGUGUGGGGUUGCUCAUGAUUGACGUGAAAAUUUGUGUCGCUUACGGGCUGAAUGCUGCUCAUGUUGAAUUUUCAAAGAUUUGGGGGAUGACAGCAUGUCUGCUUUUAUGCUUAAGGUGCUCAACAAAUACACCCGUCCAUCCGUUUUUCUAAUCCACUUAUCGAUAUGAGGGUGGCGGGUUUGCUAGAGCCUACCCCAGCUGUCUUUGGGGUGGGGGGCGGGGGGGCACACAUAGAUGAACGACCAUUUGCGCUCACACUCCUACCUCGGGACAAUUUUGUAGUGUUUUGUUAACCCGCCGUGCGUAUUUUUAGAAAUGUGGGAGGAAACCGGAGUACCCGAACAAAACCCACACAAAAUUGCCAUAAUCAAACAAAUUUGAAUGCCAAACCUUCAACGUUCAUUUCAAUUCAAAACAAAUAACGGCCCGUCCCUCAUCAUCUUCCCUCGUUCAUUUCAUAAUUGUGUCGAAAGAAACGAAAGGCGCAAGCACCCACUAGCGCGCAGGCUGCUGUGGAUAAUAAUGAGGUGUUGACGAACACUAGGGGAAAGGCUUAUUUACAUUUCAUUGACGGCUGAGAAAGUUGUGGAAAUAUCACUUGCAGAUUUGGCCUGAGGGAAGUGCCGAGAAGGUCCGACGUGCGCAUUCAUUAAAAAAACAUUUGUGACAAGCUGGUAACAAACGACCCUGUUCCUGCACGCCGCCUCCCCCUGCUUCCCCCGCGGUCGUUCAUCACCCACCGACUCGCUCGUUAUUAUUCUCCCACUCGGAAGGUUUUGCCACGCCAAGUUUAUUUUGGGGCUGCACAUUUCGGAGUUUCGGGGCGAGCGAGAAGCCACGCAGCCAGUUUUCCACAGCCGUAAUUGAGCAUUAAAGAUGGAGGAGGAAGAUAAAAUGAAUGUUUAAUCAUCUUCACCGAAGGGAAUUUGGGUCAGCAAAGAAAGAAGAAGACAAUGAAAGCAAAUAGAAGAGAGUGAGAAGGAACAACACACAUAUGAUCGUUUAAUGAGCAGCCUUUUAUUUUUUAAUUAGCAGCUUACGUUUGCCCAAUAGCAGACUUUGCCUGAGUCACAUUUCAAAGUUUUCGGAAAACACAUUUUGAAGCACAUUGAUAUUUUUCACAUCAAAAAUGACAAAUUUGGCUCAUGAUUUUUUGUUUUCAGUUGGAUGAGGUGACCAGUGUGAUUCUCGAGUUUUAUUUCGUCUUUUGUUCCCUCCAAUUUUACAAUUAGUCAUGAUAAAUAUGAUUUUGGAUGACCGUGCUGGCAAGUUUUCAACUCACGCUGUGAAAUUUACCCCCCCAAAAGUUUUGGACGUUAUUUUGUGUUGUGGAAAAUUCAAUGUUUUUAUUUAUUACUGUGUGAGGCUUGCAUAGGUUGAGCUCACAUUUGUAUCUAGUUUGUAUUCUUUGAUGUUGUGCUUAUAUCCUAAAUAAAACCCUAGCAUAUG